This is a messenger RNA of Lachnellula hyalina, 1620 nucleotides long. RefSeq names its product Succinate--hydroxymethylglutarate CoA-transferase. The record is from RefSeq and is a predicted model, not a curated record. Bases 1 to 1620 code for a protein of 539 amino acids. NCBI's taxonomy places the organism in Eukaryota, Fungi, Ascomycota, Leotiomycetes, Helotiales, Lachnaceae. Gene Ontology annotation, molecular function: catalytic activity. The transcript is spliced from 4 exons.
AUGGCCGAUUACAAUGUGCAGAAUGAGUCCGCCCGGAUUCUCGUCGAAAACAUUAUCGCUGAUGAUCGACUUGGCUGGACACCUGAGGUGAAAGCAGCCGCCCGAAACGUCAAGUUUAUUGGCGACAGCAAACCUUUCAUUCCUACCCCCUUGAAGAUAACCGAAUCUGCUUCAUCGCUCUCCGGGCUGUUGGGCGCAUUAGCUGCGGCCGUGGCCGAAGAACGCUAUGGAGUAAAACAGGAGGUUACUGUCAACACUGACAAGGCAACCCUCUUUUUGAUGGGCAUCCUAUUACCUACAAUUGAGGGAGAGUCCUUUGUAAAAUCCAAGGCAAUUGGUGAUGCCCUGGCAGAGUCCGACCAUUUUAAGAUGACUAAGCCUAUCCAUCAGCAACUCACCAACAUCUAUCAGUGUAAAGACAAGCGAUGGUUUCAUUUGCAUGGAUCCAUGAAUGCAACACACUCUAUGCGAAUGGUUGGCGUGCCCGAACAGGAUGUCACCCACAAGGAGGCUCAAGCCAUAUAUGCCGAAAAGGUAGCUCAGUGGAAUGCCGAGGACAUUGAUAGAACUGCCAACGACGAGUUCAAACAAGCCGGCUGUAUCUGCAACACCGUCGAAGAGUUCUGGGCUCAUCCACACACAAAAAUCUUGGAAAAAGAGCCAAUGUUCUCAUUGACGCCACAUAGCGCCCCCAAAAAGCAGUGGCCAUCUGUAGCUGAUACAGAUUAUAGACCACUUGCUGGCAUACGAGUUGUAGACCACACGCGGGCCGUUGCUGGCCCAACUGUCUCGAAGCUGCUCGCAGUCCUUGGCGCCGAUGUUAUCAAAGUCUCCUACAAGGGUAUACCUGACACAAGUGUAUGCCUGCUUGACAUCAAUACUGGCAAGAGGGAUGUAGACAUCAAUCUCAAGACGGAAGAGGGCAAGGCAGUCUUGAACAAGAUUCUUGCAGGUGCGGACGUCUUCAUCGAUGGCUACAGGCCUCAAUCGAUCGCAAAGUUGGGCUUCGAUGCAGCGACACUUCGCAAGAUCAAUCCAUCGCUCAUCUACGUGCGUGAGAAUUGCUAUGGAUGGGUAGGCCCCUUGUCGUACCGUACUGGGUGGCAACAGAUUGCAGACUGCUUUGCUGGUCUUUCCUGGAUGCAGGGAGAGUUCCUAGGCUUGAAUGAGCCUGUUGUGCCUCUACUCCCCAACUCGGACUACCAAACUGGAAUCAUCGGAGCCGCGGCCAUUGUUCAAGCAUUGCAGAAGCGCGCGCACAACGAUAUCACCUUCGACAUUGACAUCAGUAUCGUCCAGUACAACAUCUGGUAUUACCGCCUUGGGCAAUACACGCCAGAUCAAGGCAAGGCCAUCCUGGCGCGUAACCCAAGUUUCGAGGCCCGCCACUAUGAUGAGAUGGGAUCCAUGUUUGCAAAGAUGGUAGCAGCGGUGACCGAGAGCCGUCCUGGUCUGCUGCAGACCCCAGAAUUCUACACCAAGAUGUCAGGUAAGAACUGGAAUGAGGAUAGAGAGAUUUCUAUUCUUGGUGCGCCGUUUGAGCUCUCCAAGUCCAAGGUGGAUUACUUGACGCCGUCGGGUCCACGUGGUUGGUCUAACAAUAACAUUGAAUGGAAUUAG